GGAACCACCGACCACACAGCCCACUAUAUCGCAAGCCUCUCCGUUUUACUAGCGCACCAUCAUCUGCACCUGCCUACUCCGUUGUUGUCGUCGGAGCGCUGGUGAGAGGGCUCAUUAUUUCGCAGGGCAGCAGCCGUAUAGGAAGGAGGAGGAGGCAUUUUUUUUUCCGAGAGACACCGACAGAACAGAAGCGUGUAUAUUAUAGCCUCAGAUUCAGCACCACAAGUCUGAGGAAAGCGUCCAGGAUUGAGUCACUCCUCUUCAAGCACCGUGGGCUUAACUGAACAAGGAAGGAGGGACACCAUUUUUUGGGGGAAUACUCAGUGAAACCAGGACAGUUUGUGGACCUAGCAAAGAGGUGUGAUCUCCAACGGUUAAAGAGACCAUGACGACCGCCACCUCCCCCAUCCUGUUGAAAUGGGACCCCAAGAGUCUUGAGAUCCGCACCCUGACUGUGGAGAGGCUUCUGGAGCCCCUGGUUACACAGGUGACUACCCUGGUGAACACCAGCAACAAAGGGCCAUCCAGUAAGAAGAAGGGGCGCUCCAAGAAGGCCCAUGUCCUGGCAGUGUCUGUUGAGCAGGCUACCCAGAACUUUUUGGAAAAGGGUGAGCAGAUCGCCAAAGACAGCCACGACCUCAAGGAGGAGCUCAUUUCUGCUGUGGAGGAUGUUCGUAAGCAAGGAGAUACGAUGCGUAUUGCCUCGUCAGAGUUUGCCGAUGACCCGUGUUCCUCUGUGAAACGUGGCACCAUGGUGAGGGCCGCCCGCGCCCUGCUCUCUGCUGUCACCCGCCUGCUCAUCCUCGCCGACAUGGCUGAUGUCAUGAGGCUGCUGGCCCACCUUAAAAUUGUGGAGGAAGCCCUGGAGGGAGUAAAGAAUGCGACCAAUGAGCAGGACCUUGCCAACCGCUUCAAGGAGUUUGGGAAGGAGAUGGUGAAGCUGAACUACGUGGCAGCUCGGAGGCAGCAGGAACUGAAAGACCCCCAGUGUCGAGAUGAGAUGGCAGCUGCGCGUGGGGCCCUUAAGAAAAACGCCACCAUGCUGUACACGGCCUCGCAGGCCUUCCUGCGCCACCCAGAUGUGGCGGCCACACGUGCCAACCGAGACUACGUGUUCAAGCAAGUCCAGGAGGCCAUAGGAGGCAUUUCCAGCGCUGCUCAGGCCACCUCACCCACUGAUGAGAAGCACGGCCACGCCGGCAUCGGAGAACUGGCUGCUGCCCUCAAUGAAUUCGAUAACAAGAUCAUCCUGGACCCUCUGACAUUCAGUGAGGCUCGUUUCCGGCCCUCUCUGGAGGAGCGCUUGGAGAGCAUCAUCAGCGGUGCCGCACUAAUGGCUGACUCCUCGUGCACACGCGACGACCGCCGCGAACGCAUCGUGGCCGAGUGCAACGCCGUCCGACAGGCCCUGCAAGACUUGUUGAGCGAGUACAUGAACAAUACUGGCAGGAAAGAGAAAGGUGACCCAUUGAACUCAGCCAUUGAUAAGAUGACCAAAAAGACCAGGGACCUGCGCAGACAGUUGAGAAAGGCGGUGAUGGACCACAUCUCAGACUCUUUCCUGGAGACCAACGUCCCUCUGUUGGUGCUCAUUGAAGCGGCUAAGAGUGGAAACGAGAAGGAGGUCAAGGAGUACGCCCAGGUGUUCCGUGAACAUGCUAACAAGCUGGUGGAGGUGGCCAACCUGGCUUGCUCCAUCUCCAACAAUGAAGAGGGUGUGAAGUUGGUUCGAAUGGCUGCCACCCAAAUUGACAGCCUAUGUCCACAGGUUAUCAACGCUGCUCUCACUCUGGCUGCCCGUCCCCAAAGCAAGGUGGCCCAGGACAACAUGGACGUCUUCAAGGACCAGUGGGAGAAGCAGGUGCGCAUCCUGACUGAGGCCGUGGAUGACAUCACCUCUGUGGACGACUUCCUUUCUGUGUCAGAGAACCACAUCCUUGAGGAUGUCAACAAAUGCGUAAUUGCUCUGCAAGAGGGAGAUGUGGACACUCUGGACCGAACCGCCGGAGCAAUCCGGGGCCGAGCUGCUCGCGUGGUCCACAUCAUUAACGCUGAGAUGGAAAACUACGAACCCGGGGUCUACACUGAGCGUGUGCUGGAGUCCAUCAAGCUCCUGUCUGAGACUGUCAUGCCCCGUUUUGCUGAACAAGUGGAGGUUGCUAUCGAGGCACUGAGUACGAACCCUCCACAGGCCUUUGAGGAGAAUGAGUUCAUCGACGCGUCCCGUUUGGUCUACGACGGCGUCCGUGACAUCAGGAAAGCUGUCCUCAUGAUAAGGACUCCAGAGGAGCUGGAAGAUGACUCUGACUUUGAACAGGAGGACUAUGAUACUCGCAGCAGGACUAGUGUCCAGACCGAAGAUGACCAGCUCAUUGCCGGACAGAGUGCUCGGGCUAUCAUGGCGCAGCUUCCCCAGGAGGAGAAGGCUAAGAUUGCUGAGCAGGUGGAGAGCUUCAGACAGGAGAAGUGCAAGCUGGAUGCAGAAGUGGCCAAGUGGGACGACAAUGGCAAUGACAUCAUUGUGCUGGCCAAGCAGAUGUGUAUGAUCAUGAUGGAGAUGACAGACUUCACCAGAGGCAAAGGCCCCCUGAAGAACUCCUCAGAUGUGAUCAACGCAGCUAAGAAGAUUGCAGAGGCCGGCUCCAGGAUGGACAAAUUGGCCCGCGCUGUUGCAGAUCAGUGCCCUGAUUCGGCGUGCAAACAGGAUCUGCUGGCCUACCUGCAGAGAAUUGCCCUGUACUGUCAUCAGCUCAACAUUUGCAGCAAGGUGAAAGCUGAGGUUCAGAAUCUGGGUGGAGAGCUCAUCGUGUCCGGGCUGGAUAGUGCCACUUCCCUGAUCCAAGCAGCCAAGAACCUAAUGAACGCAGUGGUGCUGACUGUAAAGGCAUCUUAUGUAGCCUCCACUAAGUACCAGAAGGUGUACGGCACAGCGGCCGUUAACUCGCCCGUGGUGUCUUGGCGCAUGAAGGCCCCCGAGAAGAAGCCUCUGGUAAAAAGGGAGAAGCCCGAGGAGUGCCAGACGCGUGUGCGACGAGGCUCCCAGAAGAAACACAUCUCCCCUGUCCAGGCCCUCAGCGAAUUCAAGGCCAUGGACUCCUUCUAAGAAAAAAAAAAAAAAAGUCCUGCUUACCCAAGAAAAACAACAAAACACGGCGGUGACAAGUUGAAGAAAAAGUUCCUUUUUACAUUGUGUUAACCCACCUCUGUUUGCCCUGUGUGUGCUCGGUGACACCUCAGGAGGACUAUACGUAUUAAACUGCCACACGACGGCUCCUGUGAACACUGCGGGCCUCGCGGCUCGCAGGCAGCCAGCACACACCCAACACUAUUUAUCGAUCUUAAUGUAGCUUAAUAUGUGAGAGCCAAAAUGUGACACAAAUACAAGUACUUUUGAAAAUAUGGGAGUUUAAAAAAAAAAAAAAAAGAAACAUAUCAGAGGAGGAAUAGUGGCAUUUAAAAAAAAAUUUGUGGCAGUUGAUAUUCUAGCUAUAUCUUUAACGUGCUACUGACUGGCUGCUUGUAUACACAUUUAAACUGUCUGAAUGGAAAUCCUGAAUGGUUCAGUAGAGGAGUUAUUCUAAAGGGAAUAUGUCAAUGUUGGUAUGCUCCCUCUUGAUAUUUUUUUUUUUCAAUUUGAAUGUAACCUGUAGUGCUAGGAAUAAUUUAUGUUUAAGAUACCUGGAAGUGUUGGCAUCCAAGUAGUUUCCUUGUUCCUGAUGAUUAUAAUAAUAAUAAUAAUCCAUAUGGUGUUUUUUUCCAAAGCACACUUAUGGUCUAUUGUAUUGCCUUUUUAAAUUCAAUUUAUUUAAUUAUUACAUCACUAACUAUGAUGACCUUGAUUGGAAGUUGUGUAGCGUAUAAAUAUAGACAGAGAGGUUUGAUUAGUUGUGGUUUGCUCAGAGAAUAGAAAUCCCUGCAUACAGUACCUUUAUAUUCACCCUUCUCUAAUAAAUCCCUCAACUUGA
This is a messenger RNA of Sebastes umbrosus (honeycomb rockfish), 3965 nucleotides long. RefSeq names its product catenin (cadherin-associated protein), alpha 2 (gene ctnna2). The transcript has 18 exons. Gene Ontology annotation, cellular component: adherens junction; catenin complex; actin cytoskeleton. Gene Ontology annotation, molecular function: cadherin binding; structural molecule activity; beta-catenin binding. Lineage: Eukaryota; Metazoa; Chordata; Actinopteri; Perciformes; Sebastidae. Gene Ontology annotation, biological process: cell migration; cell-cell adhesion. The coding region runs from base 386 to 3103 and encodes 905 amino acids. The record is from RefSeq and is a predicted model, not a curated record.